Messenger RNA from Pelodiscus sinensis (Chinese soft-shelled turtle), 7369 nucleotides. RefSeq names its product activating signal cointegrator 1 complex subunit 3 (gene ASCC3). Gene Ontology annotation, molecular function: nucleic acid binding; ATP binding; ATP hydrolysis activity. The record is from RefSeq and is a predicted model, not a curated record. Lineage: Eukaryota; Metazoa; Chordata; Testudines; Trionychidae.
CUCGCUUUACGGCAGUGUCGCACGCCGCUGUGUCGCGCCGGGCCCGGCAGCCGGAAGGCAGAUCUCUGCACGUUGCAUUGUGAUUUUAAUUUCUCAUCCUAUGGAUCACUGAAUGAGUAACAGAUGGCUUUACCUCGUCUUACGGGAGCUUUACGCUCUUUUUCAAAUGUCACUAAACAAGAUGAAUAUAGUGAAGAAUCGGGUGAUGUAAUGAAUAAAAGGUCAAAAUUACAAAAACAGUUAAUGAGCUCUGAGCUUACAUGGAAGAAGAUAGUAGAAUUUAUUGAAGACAGUUUGGACAAGAAGGAACAGCAAUCAAUAAAUGGAGAUUUAAAAACUAUAUUACAGGCUGCAAAACAAAUAGUAGGAGCUGAAAAUGGCCAAGAAGCAAUUGAAAGCGGAGCUGUUUUUCUUUUUAAGACCUUUCACAUGAAGGAAUGCGUUGGUCGUGAUGAAACAAAGGCAAUCAAACAGAUGUUUGGGCCCUUUCCCUCAUCCUCUGCUACUGCUGCCUGUAAUGCCACAUGUCGGAUUGCUUCGUAUUUCACUGAAGAACAGCUUACUUCUCUUAUACAGAUGGGUGAAGAGCAAAAUGACGAUAACAGAGUAUUCUUUGGUAAAAAUAUAGUAUUUUCAUUUGACAUGCAUGACCUUGAUCACUCUGAAGAACUGCCAAUAAACGGGGAUGCAACUGAACAGAGAACUAUAAGCUUAGACUACAAGAAAUUUCUGAAUAACCAUUUGGAACACUUCCAGAAUUGUUAUGAUGACAACUCUGAUCUUAAAUCAUUGGAAAAAGUGGAUGAUUCUUUUCUGUGGUGUGAGGUUGGGAAGUUUCUAAAUGAAUCACUAAAAGGAACCCCUGGAGAACCAACAACAGAUGAUCUCUGCUGUACUUUGUAUGAGAUGCUUGCAUCUAGUAAAAGUGGUGAUGAACUUCAGAAUGAGUUAUUCGAACUGUUAGGCCCUGAGGGAUUUGAACUCAUAGAGAAACUACUACAGAAUAGGUCUAUGAUUGUGGAGAGAUCUCUGUCAUGGCCAAAUGAUUACAAGCUGCAGUCUCUACAAGAACAGUGCAAAAAGUUUGCGGGUGACAACACUAAACCCAAUUAUGGUUGUCAAGUCACAAUUCAGUCUGAACAAGAAAAGCUGUUAAUGAAACAAUAUCGUCGGGAAGAAAAACGAAUUGCCAGACGAGAAAAACGAUCUGGGGAAGAAGGAGACAUUUUUGGAGAAGGACUAAUGUGUUUUGAUCCCAAGGAGCUGCGGAUACAAAGAGAACAAGCUCUUCUGAAUGCUCGAAGUGUGCCAGUCCUAGGCAGACAGAGAGAGAUGGACUUUGAAAAAAUUCAUUAUCCACAUGUUUAUGAUUCCCAGGCUGAAGCUAUGAAAACAUCAGCAUUCAUUGGGGGUGCUAAGAUGCUAUUACCAGAGGCAAUCCAGAGAGAAAACAACAAAAUGUAUGAAGAAGUAAAGAUCCCUCAUAGUGAACCAAUGCCUAUUGGUAUUGAGGAAAAAAUUGUGUAUAUCAAAGACUUAGAUGAGAUUGGGCAACUUGUUUUUAAAGGCAUGAAAAGACUGAACCGAAUCCAAUCAAUAGUUUUUGAGACUGCCUACAAUACAAAUGAGAACAUGCUGAUCUGUGCACCUACUGGAGCUGGGAAAACUAACAUUGCAAUGCUAACUGUCUUGCAUGAAAUUCGCCAGCAUGUUCAGCAAGGAGUUAUCAAAAAAGAUGAAUUUAAGAUUGUAUAUGUUGCUCCUAUGAAGGCUUUGGCAGCUGAAAUGACAAAUUACUUCAGCAAGCGUCUGGAGCCACUAGGCAUCACCGUGAAAGAGUUGACCGGUGACAUGCAGUUGUCAAAAGGUGAAAUUCUGCGAACACAGAUGCUCGUCACCACUCCAGAGAAAUGGGAUGUAGUGACAAGAAAGAGCGUUGGGGAUGUAGCGCUCUCUCAACUUGUGAAGCUCCUUAUUCUUGAUGAAGUUCAUCUUUUGCAUGAAGACAGAGGACCAGUACUGGAGAGUUUAGUGGCACGCACCUUACGUCAGGUUGAAUCUACACAGAGCAUGAUCAGGAUUUUGGGCCUUUCGGCUACAUUACCCAAUUACCUUGAUGUAGCUACAUUCCUACAUGUUAAUCCUUACAUUGGACUAUUCUACUUUGAUGGCCGUUUUCGACCUGUACCACUGGGACAGACAUUUAUAGGAAUUAAGACAACAAAUAAGGUGCAGCAGAUGAAUAAUAUGGAUGAAGUAUGUUACGAAAACCUUUUGAAGCAAAUAACAGCUGGACAUCAGGUGAUGGUGUUUGUUCAUGCUAGAAAUGCCACUGUGCGAACUGCCAUGGCUCUUCGAGAAAAAGCAAAAAACAAUGGUCAUAUUUGCUACUUUUUGCCAACGCAAGGAUCUGAUUAUGGACAAGCUGAAAAACAAGUGCAAAGGUCCAGAAACAAGCAGUUACGUGAACUGUUUCCAGAGCUGAGGCAAAACAGAAGUUUGGUUGAAAACUUGUUUUCUCAUGGACAUAUCAAAGUCCUGGUUUGUACAGCCACAUUAGCCUGGGGUGUCAAUCUCCCUGCUCAUGCUGUAAUUAUUAAGGGAACACAAAUAUAUGCUGCAAAAAGAGGCUCCUUUGUUGACCUUGGAAUUUUAGAUGUCAUGCAGAUAUUUGGUCGAGCUGGACGGCCUCAGUUUGACAAAUUUGGAGAAGGCAUCAUUAUUACAACUCAUGAUAAACUCAGCCAUUACCUGACUCUCCUUACUCAGCAGAACCCAAUUGAGAGUCAGUUUCUUGAAAGCCUUGCUGACCACUUAAAUGCAGAGAUUGCUCUUGGAACAGUAACUAAUGUGGAGGAAGCAGUAAAGUGGAUAAGUUACACUUACCUUUAUGUACGGAUGAGAGCAAAUCCAUUAGUAUAUGGCAUCAGUCACAAGGCUUAUCAGAUGGAUCCCGGACUAGAGAAGCACAGAGAACAAUUGGUGAUUGAAGUUGGCAGGAAGCUAGACAAAGCCCGUAUGAUUCGUUUUGAAGAGAGAACUGAAUUUUUUUCUUCUACAGAUUUAGGCAGAAUUGCCAGCCACUAUUACAUUAAGUAUAAUACUAUUGAGACUUUCAAUGAACUUUUUGAUGCUCACAAAACAGAAGGUGAUAUUCUUGCUAUAGUAUCUAAGGCAGAAGAAUUUGAACAGAUCAAGGUAAGAGAAGAAGAAAUAGAGGAGCUGGAUGCCUUGCUGAACAAUUUCUGUGAACUUUCUGCUCCUGGAGGUGUGGAGAACAGUUAUGGGAAGAUAAAUAUCCUUCUUCAAACAUAUAUUAGCCGAGGAGAGAUUGAUAGUUUCUCUCUCAUUUCAGACUCUGCAUAUGUUGCACAGAAUGCAGCUCGUAUUGUUCGAGCCCUUUUUGAGGUUGCUCUUAGGAAACGAUGGCCUGCAAUGACAUACCGACUACUGAACCUCAGCAAAGUCAUUGACAAGAGGCUGUGGGGCUGGGCCAACCCUUUGCGACAGUUCUCAGUGCUACCACCAUCGGUCCUCACGAAACUGGAGGAGAAGAACCUCACAAUAGAUAAGAUGAAGGACAUGAGAAAAGACGAAAUAGGUCACAUGCUACGUCAUGUGCAUAUUGGGUUAAAGGUCAAACAGUGUGUCCAUCAAAUUCCCUCCAUUACAAUGGAAGCAGCUAUUCAGCCAAUUACACGUACUGUGCUCCGUGUUAGGCUGAACAUCACUCCUGACUUCAAGUGGAACGAUCAGGUGCAUGGCACAGUUGGAGAGCCCUGGUGGAUCUGGGUAGAAGACCCUACUAAUGAUCACAUUUAUCAUUCAGAGUAUUUUGUCAUUCAGAAAAAACAGGUCAUUUCUAAAGAAACUCAGCAGCUGGUUUUCACAAUCCCUAUUUUUGAACCUUUGCCUUCCCAAUAUUACAUUCGAGCUGUAUCUGAUAGAUGGUUAGGAGCAGAGGCUGUUUGUAUCAUCAAUUUUCAGCAUCUGAUUCUUCCAGAAAGACAUCCACCUCACACAGAACUACUGGAUCUUCAGCCUUUGCCUAUCACAGCUCUGGGAUAUCGAGAGUAUGAAACCCUCUACAAAUUCACCCAUUUCAACCCUAUCCAGACGCAGAUAUUUCAUACGCUGUAUCAUACAGACUGUAAUGUUCUUCUUGGAGCCCCCACAGGCUCUGGAAAAACUGUUGCUGCUGAGUUAGCCAUCUUCAGAAUUUUCAACAAGUAUCCCACAUCAAAGGCAGUAUACAUUGCUCCCUUAAAAGCACUGGUACGAGAGAGAAUUGAAGAUUGGAAAGUCAGGAUUGAAGAAAAACUUGGUAAAAAGGUAGUAGAAUUGACAGGAGAUGUGACACCUGAUAUGAAAGCUAUUGCCCAAGCUGACCUUAUUGUAACUACACCAGAGAAGUGGGAUGGAGUCAGUAGAAGCUGGCAAAACAGGAGCUAUGUUCAGAAAGUUGCCAUUCUCAUCAUAGAUGAGAUCCAUCUGCUAGGGGAUGAGAGAGGCCCAGUACUGGAAGUUAUUGUGUCUCGAACUAACUUCAUCUCAUCUCACACAGAAAAGCCUGUAAGAGUAGUUGGUUUAUCCACAGCAUUAGCGAAUGCUAGAGACCUUGCUGACUGGCUAAAUAUUAAUCAGAUGGGUCUGUUCAACUUCCGACCAUCUGUACGUCCAGUUCCAUUGGAAGUACACAUUCAGGGCUUCCCUGGCCAGCAUUACUGUCCUCGCAUGGCUAGUAUGAAUAAACCUGCAUUUCAGGCUAUUAGGAGCCAUUCUCCAGCCAAACCUGUUCUUGUGUUUGUGUCAUCAAGACGUCAGACUAGACUCACUGCCUUAGAGUUGAUUGCUUUCUUGGCCACUGAAGAUGAUCCAAAGCAAUGGCUGAAAAUGGAUGAAAGAGAGAUGAAUGAUGUUAUAGUGACAGUAAGAGAUUCUAAUCUGAAGCUGACUCUGGCCUUUGGAAUAGGCAUGCACCAUGCAGGGCUACAUGAAAGAGACAGAAAAACUGUGGAAGAACUGUUUGUAAAUUGCAAAAUCCAGGUUCUUAUUGCCACAAGCACGUUAGCAUGGGGUGUAAAUUUUCCAGCUCAUUUAGUAAUUGUUAAAGGAACAGAAUUUUACGAUGGAAAAACAAGGCGUUAUGUGGACUAUCCCAUUACAGAUGUACUUCAGAUGAUGGGACGUGCUGGUAGACCACAGUUUGAUGACCAAGGCAAAGCUGUGAUUUUAGUCCAUGAUAUUAAGAAAGACUUCUACAAAAAGUUUCUUUAUGAGCCUUUUCCAGUGGAAUCAAGCUUGUUGGAAGUGCUCUCUGAUCACUUGAAUGCUGAAAUUGCUGCUGGAACUAUUACUUCCAAGCAGGAUGCAAUGGAUUAUAUUACCUGGACUUACUUCUUCCGUCGUCUUAUCAUGAACCCCAGUUAUUAUAAUUUAGACGAUGUGAGCCAUGACACCAUGAAUAAGUUCCUGUCAAACCUUGUUGAGAAAUCUCUCCUUGACCUGGAAUGUUCCUACUGUAUUGAAAUCGGGGAGGAUAACCGUAGCAUUGAACCUCUGACAUAUGGCCGCAUUGCUUCUUACUACUAUUUGAAGCAUCAGACUGUUAAGAUGUUCAAGGAACGGUUGAAACCUGAAUGCAGUAUUGAAGAAUUGCUCUCAGUCUUGGCAGAUGCUGAAGAGUAUGCAGAUCUUCCAGUGAGACACAAUGAAGAUCAGAUGAACAGUGACCUGGCAAAACAUCUCCCCAUUGAAGUCAACCCUCAUUCAUUUGACAGUUCACACACAAAAACGCAUCUUCUGCUGCAAGCCUAUUUUAGUCGUGCCAUGCUGCCUUGCCCAGAUUAUGCUACUGAUACCAAGACAGUGUUGGACCAAUCUAUAAGAAUAUGUCAGGCAAUGCUGGAUGUUGCCGCAAACCAGGGCUGGUUAGUGACUGCUCUGAAUAUAACUAGUCUGGUGCAGAUGAUUAUCCAAGGCCGAUGGAAACACGACUCUUCUCUGCUUACUUUGCCCAAUAUAGAACAACACCAUCUUCACCUUUUUAGGAAGUGGAACCAAGGCAAAAGAAAGAGCUUGUGUGGAGGUUAUCAAGGACCUAUUGAGUGUCUUCCGGAAUUGAUUGCUGUCUCUGAAGGAAAAGAAAAUGUUUUUACUUCCAUUGUAGACAGUGAUUUGCAAGCUGUACACAUUACACAGGCUUGGAAUUUCUUGUCCCAUUUGCCAGUUAUAGAUGUUAGUUUGAGCAUUAGAGGAUGCUGGAAUGGCUCAUCUGGGGAGCAGAAUGAACUGCCUAUCCCUACUCUGGCAACAGAUAUGAGAGAUGACAAAAAGUGGAUCACUUUACAUGCUGAUCAAGAAUAUGUCCUCCAGAUAAACUUGCAGAGAGUCCAAAUGAGGCAUCACAAGGGAAGGCAAGACAGUAAAGCAGUUGCUCCUCGAUUCCCCAAAGCCAAAGAUGAAGGAUGGUUUUUGAUACUGGGAGAAAUAGAUAAAAAAGAACUCAUUGCCCUGAAAAGAGUUGGAUAUGUCCGACAUCGAAAUGCUGUCUCAGUUGCUUUUUUUACUCCAGAGUCUCCUGGAAAGUAUAUCUACACAUUGUAUAUCAUGAGUGACAGUUAUCUUGGAAUGGACCAACAGUAUGACAUUUAUCUGAACAUCAAACCACCUAGCAUUUCAGCACAGAUCAGCACUGAGGUCUCUGAAGCUGUAAGUCACCUGGCUCUGAAGUAACAUGACCUGAACAAUCCAUUUCAAAGGAGCGGUCUUGAAAUCUGUUCAGUCAUUCUGGACAAGAAAGAAAUUAUGUUUGCCUUAGUCGAAUCAACUUCUAACCUCAAGACACCUAAGAAAUUGGAAGUGACUGCUGUAUUGACUCUAGUAACACAGAGUUAGCCAUGGUGGCCUUAACCUUUUACAAAAUGUUGCCUUUUAUCAUUUCAUUUUUGUAUCAUCCUUGAAAUGUAAAACGGAUCUCUUGUAUUGUUAAUGUAAAUGCCAAAAUUGUAUGUUGGCAGUUCAGAAUAAGAAAAGUAAUAGCUAUUUUAAUUUGUACACAUUUAGUGUUCUAGUCUUCAUAUGUAAAUGAUUAAUCUGUAGCCAGUGUUGGUAUUGUUUAAAUGAUUUUUUUCUUAAUUUAUGAGGAGAAUUCAAAAUUUGAACUAGGAAUUGCAAGAAAGUAUUGCUAAUAUAUUUAGUGUGUACGACAUAUCUGUAAGAAAUUAUCUACCCUAGACCUUUCAAUGUAAAAUGUAUAGGAUAUAUAGUGAUAAAAAUCAACUCUUAAGCAUACCAUAUGUUUUGAAGGUAGGAACAUUUUUAAAAAUUUGUGUUCAUUAUACAUUCAAUAAAUCUGGUUGUAAAGUCA